Molecule: messenger RNA, 747 nt
Organism: Nematocida minor
Lineage: Eukaryota; Fungi; Microsporidia
Exons: 1
Coding region: 1-747 (248 amino acids)
Molecular function (GO): metal ion binding
Source: RefSeq, a predicted model, not a curated record
AUGGAGUGUAUCUACUACAGCCAAGGAAGAUGCAGAUUUGGCAAAUCGUGCAGAAACAAACAUAUCAGUAGAUCAGAGCUGCUGGAUCCCCCCAGGUGGAUACUUGGCUCCAAUUUCAGCAAAGACCCAUCUUCAGAGACCAGAUACUCGAUGGAAGAAGUUCGCCUGUUCUACUACAACGCAUACAGAGCAGGGAUGCCUGCACUGGAGGCGUUCUUCACCGCAUGGAACCAGUCUGUGAUCGCAUCGUACAAUGCUGUGGUGCAGGAGAUAAAUAAGCUGGAGGAAACUGCGAAUGUUCUGGAGGGAGUGGACGGAAGAACCGUGGACAUAAGAAAAAACGAGAACUUUGAGUACAUCAUAAACCCCGUGCCAAUAGAGGCUGUGCUUUCGCAAAUAGCACAGAACUACAAUCCAAUGCAAAUAUACCCACGCCAUCCAGCAGCACAGUACAAUAUCGCUAAUGCUGGGGCAAUGAACAAUAGUGCAGGCAAUAUGAUGAAUAAUGGAAUGAUGAAUGGGAGCAAUCUAGCUAAUAGUGGAAUGAUGAUGAACUCUGGCGCAAUUAAUAGCAGCAAUAGCAUCGCUCAGAACGGCAUGAUGAACAGCACUGCUGGGAAUAUGAUGAAUAACGGCAUGGAAAACGGAGGAAAUGGCAACAGAAAUGGGUUAAAUAGAAAUGAGCCGUCUGAGCACCCAGAUGUAUACGAGAUAGGAAAGAUUCCCUACAGCCCGCCCCGCAGCUAG